Molecule: messenger RNA, 2363 nt
Organism: Lotus japonicus
Lineage: Eukaryota; Viridiplantae; Streptophyta; Magnoliopsida; Fabales; Fabaceae
Product: prolycopene isomerase, chloroplastic
Exons: 13
Coding region: 160-2007 (615 amino acids)
Biological process (GO): carotenoid biosynthetic process
Molecular function (GO): oxidoreductase activity; carotenoid isomerase activity
Source: RefSeq, a predicted model, not a curated record
GACAAAAACAACAUCAUUUGUCCUUUUCUCAUUGAGGAAUCAAGUUUAUCAGAGAGUGGAAUCAGCACCAUUAAGCCACACCAUGUUAUUACCAAUUCGUCACACCCACCAUCCAACGCACUUCCACUUUCCCCCUCCAUUUUCCAGCCACCACUCACCAUGCUCACUUUCCCUUUUCUCUCCAUUUCCUGCGUUUCUCCUCUUCUCACCCACCACCGUAUCCCAAUGUUGGGUGCUUUUCAGAACCUCGAAUUUCAGCCAAAGUUUCAAUCUGUAGCCUCUGGAGACUGCAGAGGAAGUGGUUUCGCAUCUGGGUCUUGCUGCAAUGCUCCGAGGCGAUGCAAUAUGAGACAGAAACCUCGUAGAAGAAAAGGGGUGUUGGUUGUUAGUUCAAAGUCGACGCUGAGUGUGGAGGAGCAAGUGGCGGAGAGAGUGAACGGUGGUGGAGGGUUUGAUGCAAUUGUUAUAGGGUCUGGGAUUGGAGGGUUGGUUGCAGGGACUCAGCUUGCAGUGAAGGGUGCUAGAGUUUUGGUUUUGGAGAAGUAUGUGAUUCCUGGUGGAAGCUCUGGGUUUUACCAGAGGGAUGGGUAUACUUUUGAUGUGGGUUCUUCUGUCAUGUUUGGUUUCAGUGAUAAGGGUAAUCUCAAUUUGAUAACACAAGCUCUGGAAGCAGUUGGUUGUAAGAUGCAGGUGGUACCGGAUCCAACAACUGUUCAUUUCCAUCUACCAAACAACCUCUCUGUUCGAGUGCACAGAGAAUAUGACAAAUUCAUCGAAGAGUUGACCUGUUAUUUUCCCCAUGAAAAGGAGGGUAUCCUCAAAUUCUAUGGUGAAUGCUGGAAGAUUUUCAAUGCCCUGAAUUCGUUGGAAUUGAAGUCACUAGAGGAACCGCUCUACCUUUUUGGACAGUUUUUUCAGAAGCCGCUUGAAUGCUUGACACUAGCCUAUUAUUUGCCUCAAAAUGCUGGUGCCAUAGCUCGGAAGUACAUUCAGGAUCCACAGUUGUUGUCUUUCAUAGAUGCAGAGUGUUUUAUAGUGAGCACCGUCAAUGCUUUGCAGACUCCAAUGAUCAAUGCUGCCAUGGUUCUAUGUGACAGACACUUUGGUGGGAUUAACUACCCUCUUGGAGGUGUUGGUGGAAUUGCAAAGUCCUUGGCAAAAGGCUUAGCUGAUCAGGGUAGUGAGAUUCUUUACAAGGCAAAUGUCACUAGUGUUAUAAUUGAGCAGGGCAAAGCUGUAGGAGUGAGGCUUUCAGAUGGCAGGGAAUUCUUUGCUAAAACCAUAAUAUCAAAUGCUACUAGAUGGGAUACAUUUGGGAAGUUACUAAAGGGAGAGACACUUCCGAAGGAGGAAGAGAACUUCCAGAAAGUUUAUGUUAAAGCUCCAUCUUUUCUUUCAAUUCACAUGGGGGUUAAAUCAGAGGUUUUGCCACCAGAUACAGAUUGUCACCAUUUUAUGCUUGAGAAUAACUGGUCCAAAUUGGAGGAGCCAUAUGGAAGUAUCUUUUUAAGUAUACCAACUAUUCUUGAUUCAUCGUUGGCUCCUGAAGGUCAUCAUAUCCUUCACAUAUUCACAACUUCUUCAAUGGACGACUGGAAGGGUCUCUCAGUUGAAGAAUAUGAGGCAAAAAAGCAGCUAGUAGCUGAUGAAAUCAUCAGCAGAUUAGAGAAGAAAUUGUUUCCAGGUCUUAGAUCAUCCAUCGAUUUUAUUGAGAUAGGGACACCAAAGACACACCGGCGAUUCCUUGCUCGUAAUGAGGGAACUUAUGGACCAAUGCCACGUGGAAUUCCAAAGGGGUUGUUGGGAAUGCCGUUUAAUACCACAGCGAUAGAUGGUCUUUACUGUGUUGGAGACAGCUGUUUCCCUGGACAAGGUGUUAUUGCUGUAGCUUUCUCAGGAGUUAUGUGUGCUCAUCGUGUAGCUGCAGAUAUUGGGUUGGAGAAAAAGUCACCUGUUUUGGAUACCGCACUGCUUGGGUUGCUUGGUUGGUUAAGAACACUGGCAUGAGAUUUAAUAUAGGAACAAAUGCAGUAUCCAUCAUCCUUCUUUCUUUGCUUAACAAGCUCAACUUUCAGCAAGGAAUUGGUCUGCUGCAGAUUUCUUCCACCAUUUUCAAGAGUUGGCAACCUGUCACAGAAGGUAGGUGAAUUGCUAAUGUCUGUUGUAAUUUGAUUCAUGGACACCAUCCAUUGUGUAUGUACUAUGUAGAAUCCUGUAAAACUUGGUAUCAAUUUUUGUAUAUUUCUAUAUUUUUUGUAGGGUAGGGAGGGAGAGGCUGUGAUGUGUGAAAUGUAAAUGAUAGCUGUAUAAACAUUUUUCUGUUAUCGAUACAAGAAGAACUAUAUAUCAAGAUCUUUAUUGAA